Messenger RNA from Triticum aestivum (bread wheat), 1571 nucleotides. Its product is annotated as flavonoid O-methyltransferase-like protein Os11g0303600. NCBI's taxonomy places the organism in Eukaryota, Viridiplantae, Streptophyta, Magnoliopsida, Poales, Poaceae. The record is from RefSeq and is a predicted model, not a curated record. The transcript has 2 exons. The coding region runs from base 235 to 1347 and encodes 370 amino acids. Gene Ontology annotation, molecular function: O-methyltransferase activity; protein dimerization activity.
UAGUUUAUUUUUCUUCCUCGGCUCUAGCGAUCAGCGAACAAGAAAAAAGGCUAGCGAUCCAUGCGGUGCGGGAGGAGGGUCGAACGACUCGGGAGAUGGAUCGUGCCCCUAGCGAACCAUUCGGAUCUGUAGGUGGAAACCAGAUCGUUGGGAAUUUAGCUUCUACCAUUACUCAAACUCAAAGUAAGAUCAUAACACUAAUACUAGGUGAUAGCAGAAGAAAGCAGGGCCAAAAUGGCCACCACAAGCGCGGAGCUUCUGCAAGCUGAGGCAGAGCUUGUGCGCCACUCCUUAGGCUACCUCAAGUCCAUGGCGUUGCACAGCGCUGUAAAGCUCGGAAUCCCCGACGCUCUCCACCGCUGCGGCGGCGCGGCGUCUUUGCCCGACCUGCUAUCCACCCUUGCCCUCCCCUGUAGCAAACGGCCAUACCUGUCCCGGCUCAUGAAGAUGCUAGCCGUGGAAGGAAUCUUCACGGCUGUGGCUGUGGAUGUGGAUGCUCCUGCCGCCGGCGAGGGCGAGGGCGCCGCCACUGCGCCUAGCGUCCGGUACGGCCUCAACCCGGUGUCUCGCCUUCUCGUCAGCGGCAGUGGCGGCGCGUGCCUGUCCCCGUGCGUGCUCAUGGGCACCUCGCCGUUGUUUCUGGAGGCCUCUCUCCGGCUGCCCCAGUGGUUCCAGAGGGACGGCGAGGGCGAGCCGGCGUCGGCGUUCGCGAUGGCGCACGGCGAGAGCCCCUACGGCGCCGCUGGCCGUGACAUGGAGUUCAACGCGCUAAUAAACGAGGCGAUGGGGUCCGACAGCCGAUACAUGGCGGAGCUCGUCGUCCGCGAAUGCGGCGAGGUGUUCACGGGCAUAACAUCGCUGGUCGACGUCGGCGGCGGGAACGGCACCAUGGCGACGGCCAUCGCCAGGGCGUUCCCGCAUGUCAGGUGUUCGGUGCUGGACCUCCCGCAUGUUGUACAGGGCGUCUCAGCAAAUGAGUCGGUUGAGUUUGCUGCCGGCGACAUGAUGGAAUACGUUCCACCAGCUGAUGCAGUUCUGCUUAAGUGUGUGCUACACAACUGGAGCGACGAGGAUUGUGUGAAGAUCCUGACAAAAUGCAGAGAGGCCAUUGCCCAAGGAGCGAAAGCAGGGAAGGUGAUAAUCAUCGAUGCUGUUGUUGGAUCUCCCUCACACUCACAGCAAGUACUUGAAGCUCAAGUCUUGAUGGACAUGCAAAUGAUGAUGUUGUUCAUGAGCAAAGAACGCGAGGAACUCAACUGGCAAAAGAUAUUCAUGGAAGCAGGAUUUAGUCAUUACAAAAUACAGCCUUUCCUAGGAAUGCGAUCCAUCAUCCAACUCUACCCAUAGCUUAUCCAUGGAUAGCCCUUUUUCCUCAUAUUGCGCUAUCCAUUUUAUACUUUCCGCUCCCACGGGAUACUUAAUAAUUGUUAAAUUUAUGUAUUUAUUCAUUCAAAAGAUCCAAAUUCGACAGGGAUAUGUAAUAAUUAUUAAAUUUUAUGUACUUCAUUCAAAAAUCCGAAUUCGACACGGAUGUGUAAUAGUUAUUAAAUUUAUGUACUUCAUUCAAAAGA